Salvelinus sp. IW2-2015 is the source of this 1008-nucleotide messenger RNA. RefSeq names its product dual specificity protein phosphatase 3-like. Gene Ontology annotation, molecular function: protein tyrosine/serine/threonine phosphatase activity; MAP kinase phosphatase activity. Gene Ontology annotation, biological process: protein dephosphorylation; negative regulation of MAPK cascade. Gene Ontology annotation, cellular component: cytoplasm. The record is from RefSeq and is a predicted model, not a curated record. Lineage: Eukaryota; Metazoa; Chordata; Actinopteri; Salmoniformes; Salmonidae.
UGUUGCGCGCGCGUGUCGUCAACCAAUUCCUAUCUCGAGUGUCUGACCCGCGGUGGGCGAGUUGGGCUGUGUCUGCGAACGAAGAGAGCGUACGUUUCAGACACCGUGUAGGUUACACAACAUGACUUAACUGAGAAUAAAAUGCUGCAAAAUCAUAAAUUGACACAACUCAGAGACUGACACGUUUGUUCGCCAGUUUGGAGAGAGAGCCUGGAACCAUGAAAAAAUCAAGCCCGGCCAAGCCACCACCACCAGCUGAAGUCACCGUGCCAGACGACGAGGUUACCGUGCAACAACUGAACGAGCUUUUGUCAAACAGCAGCGGAUUUUACAGUUUACCAACACAGCAUUUCAACGAGGUCUUCCCUAGAAUAUACGUUGGUAACGCGUUCGUGGGCCAGAAUCUGAUGCGUCUGCAGAAGCUGGGCGUGACCCACAUCCUGAAUGUGGCGGAAGGCAACUCCUUCAUGCACGUCAACACCAAUGCAGAUUUUUACGCGGGCUCGGGCAUCACCUACCAUGGCAUCCAGGCCAAUGACAAGCCGCAGUUCAACCUCAGUAACUUUUUUGAGGAGGGGGCGGACUUUAUCGAGAAGGCUCUGGCACACAACAAUGGCAAAGGGAAGGUGUACGUCCACUGCCGAGAGGGCUACAGCCGCUCGCCCACCGUUGUCAUCGCUUACCUCAUGCUGCGCCACAAACUGGACGCCCGGGUGGCGGUUGCCACGGUGAGGCUGAAGAGAGAGAUCGGCCCCAAURACGGCUUUCUGCGCCAGCUGUGCCAACUCAACGAGGAGCUGGCGAAAGAGGGCAAGUUGAAUGGGGUGAUGCCCGUCGUGGUGGCCAAGUUGAAGGCCAAAUAAGGGAACGAGAGAGCGUGACCCAACGCCUUCUGUAGGUCUCUGCUCCCCUAAGAGCCAACCGGCCUCAAUCCACCCUGACCAGCAACACAUCACUCAGACACAUGCACACGCGUACAUCCACAACCUGUAACAUGCAUGCAUAUAC